Spea bombifrons (plains spadefoot toad) is the source of this 4248-nucleotide messenger RNA. RefSeq names its product adhesion G protein-coupled receptor F5-like. Gene Ontology annotation, cellular component: membrane. The record is from RefSeq and is a predicted model, not a curated record. The coding region runs from base 297 to 4247 and encodes 1316 amino acids. Gene Ontology annotation, biological process: cell surface receptor signaling pathway; G protein-coupled receptor signaling pathway. Lineage: Eukaryota; Metazoa; Chordata; Amphibia; Anura; Pelobatidae. The transcript has 21 exons. Gene Ontology annotation, molecular function: G protein-coupled receptor activity.
CACCAGGAAGUCGCCCCAGCAAAACCCCAACGCUGCUUCUGGAUUAUCCUCCAUUCAGUCCAACGCAUCGCACCGCAAACCUCACGCCGGGACGCCGAUCCCCCAACAACCUGCAAGAAAAAACCGGGGCGGAAAAAAAAACAAACUGACUUUUUCUACUGAAUUACCAUGAACGAUGCGUGAUUUAUAAUGGAAUCCACCUAAAAAAUAUCGGAUAGUCCAAGCGUCAGCGCCGUCAGAUCAACGGCCGGAUUGUCAGAGCGCUGAGGUGAGUGAUCCCUGGAAGAAACUCCGAGAUGUCUCUGCUGUUACGUAUUCUGCUUGUGCUGCCUUCCAUCAUGAUGCCCGCCGAAGCUUCUCUCCUUUGGGAUCUCCCGUCUUCGCUUCCAGCCAUGUAUCAAAGAGGCAGCAAUGGGACCGGAUCUGAAAACUUCAUGGAGAGAGGUUUAUCAAGACACAAGCGUGCAACCGGAGACGCAGAAUAUUCCGUGGAUAUUGAAAUCAGUUUCCAGGAUCCGGUAUUACAAAACGAAAUCAGGACCUUUAUAAACACCCUGACGUUUCCCAUAGCGCUCAACGACUCUACGUCCAACAUAAAAAGCAUCAACGUAACAACAGCCUGCAGUCAAGCGAACGGGAGCCUGCAGUGUACUUGCGAAGACGGUUACGUAUGGCCCAGUGCAAUCUGCCAAAAAUACACGGCCUGCGUUGGGUCAACUAAGCCCUGCAGCUGUAUCACAGUGCAGCAAUACAAUGGAUUAUACUGUCAGCUAAAACUCGCCACAGUGAACAUUACCUUGAGCCUUAGCAUUAUUAAAGAGUUCACGCCUGCUUUUAAGGACCCCUCUAACAAAGAAUAUAAAGAGCUUAAGGCUGCUUUGGAAACUGCGUUUUCUAACAGUUAUAAGUCACUGCCUGGUUUUGAGAAAGCGGAAGUUAUAAUGUUCAGGCCGGGAAGUAUUGUCGCUGAUUACACGAUCGUCGCCGAGCCGGUCAACGCUUCCACAAUUCAGGAUGCAAACAAUAACUUAGUUACUAGCUUGGGCGCCAAUUACACUCUGGGCAACCCAGCUGUGCGCAACACUAUAACCGGACAGAGUACUGUCUCUACAUCCCACACCUACAUGUUCGUUGGCGAUCGUUCGAUAAUAUUAUGUAAAGUGAAUGUCAGCUCCUACACCAGCGUUGAUUGGUUCAUUAACGGCACGGAAAAGCUCCAAAAUGACACUCAAUAUUCGUAUAAUGUUACAGUGAUCAAUGGCUCGGUGAUGUCGUUCUUAACCAUAAAUUCACUGGCUGCCACCAAUUCAGGAACCUACAAAUGCAUUGUCCACCAAAAUUCUGAUAGCUUCGUAGCCGAAAUGAACUUAAAAGUGCUCCCCAUAACCGUGAGCAUAAUAACCGGAACGGUUCGGUGUAACAGUACCGGCGUGCCCGUGCUGAGUUGCUGCACCGAUGAAGGAAUUGACUUGCUUUCGCUGACGUGCUAUAAUACUAGCGGAAAUAAAUAUGUAGACAGAGUUUCCGGUGGGCCCAUAGAUAAAUGUCGUACGUAUAACAUCACUGCAAGCCCAGACCAGUGCUUGUAUGGCAAUACGGCCACUUACCAAUGUGCGUGCACCUCUGCAAACGGUGCCAGCCAAAACAAAGACAUCACUGUGACCCUUCAGCAAACCCCUGUUCUACAAAUAAAUUCUACGGCUGACAGCAAACAUGUGUCGGAAGGGAAGCCACUGUUCUUGGAAUGCUCAAGUAAUGUGGACACCAAGAUAUCGUGGAGGUUUAGCAGUGGUGGUAUCGAUGAAGCCGUUCAAACUAACUUAUACAACCAGAGAACCAAUCGCAGUUCCAUACUCCAUGUACCUAGGAUAACCAAAUUCUGGAAUGGUACUAUUAUUUGUGCGGCAGAAAAUAACCCAAUAUCUGUAAAUAAAUCCGUUAUUGUGUACAGUCUGACUUCAUCAGAUCAAAUUAACGUUAAUCCGGUGGGAUCCUUUUACGUUUGUAAUUUUCCUAUAACUUUUACGUGCUGCGUGGAUGACAUUGCAGCGUACGCAUCUGCAACAAUAAACAUUUCAGGAAAAAAUUCACAAGCUAUGGCCAAGAGCGGGAAUUGCUUUGUGUACACGUACACUCCUACCGACUGCGCUGGCACUGGCCCUAUAGAGGCUUUCAGCACUAUUUCUAAUCGCAUAAAUGAUACCGUUACCAGCGGGAGAAUGACAUUAAGCCCAAGAAAUGUUGCGGAUAUUACAUGCAAUACUACUCUGGGCAUUGGAAGCAUUGGAGACGCGAUAACGGUUUCAUGUGAGACAAUUAAUGCGACUCUGACAGGGAAUCAAACAUAUGAGUGCUCUCAAAACGGUGCUUGGAACCCAAAGAACGGAACAAUAACCUGUUUUUCGGCAAGCCUUAAUGGACUUGAUCUGGAUUUUCAGGCGCUUACAAGCCCAGGAUCUGAAGCAAACAUACCAAAUUUGCUUGUACGACUGAGUAGUACGGUAACAAGCGAACAGACCGAAGUGACAUCUUCACCAAGGAAUAUCCAACUUGUAUUAAAUAUAUUGUCUGCGUCUGCACGUCUUUCUAACACAGUAGAAGAAGCAAUGAUGCAGAAUUUCCUUACGGGCGUCAACGUUGUUGUCGAUCGCUCGUCCGCAGCGGCUUGGUCAAAGGCCGAAAACCAAACAAGGCAAAGUUCAGAGCUCCUUAAAUCUGUAGAAGAGUUUGCACGCAAAUUAGAUUUCAAUGGAAGUAUUUCCAUAAGGAACAACUCAAACGUCCAAUUAGCAGGUGUCAUUCGGACGGAAUCCACCCCCGAAUAUAAAAAAGACUUCAGUUUUAACAAUAUCAAUAAUUUAACAGGAAAAGUUGCAAUUGGGAACCUCAACGCCAUUGCGGAAAACUCAAGAAUCGUCAGCAUUGCGUACGCUACGCUAAAGGACGUUUUACCCUUGGAGGAUAAUAAUACCGUGAACGGCCUGGUCAUGACGACGGUUGCUAAUAUAACCAAUAUGGAAGCGUUUAAUAUCUCCAUGACCUUCCGAAAAAGCAACGUAACUCUAAACAAGGCAAGCUGUGUUUUCUGGAAUCUUACAACCAAUAAUUGGGAUAGUAACGGGUGCCGUCCUACGACCCGCGAAGACGAUGUGAUAUGCGAAUGCGACCACCUGACCUCCUUUUCCAUCCUCAUGUCCUACGAAACGCAAUUUACCAAGACCGAACGUGACAUUUUGGAUUAUAUUACUUACAUUGGCGUUGGGAUUUCCAUGUUGAGCUUGGUUAUUUGCAUCUUCGUUGAAGUCACAGUAUGGAAGUCAGUGACUAAGAACAAAACGUCGUACAUGCGCCACGUGUGCUUGGUGAACAUCGCCGUUUCGCUAUUGGUCGCGGAUAUUUGGUUUAUCAUCGGUGCUGCGUUAGCUCCUAAAGUGCCAAAGGAGGUCUCAGAUGCCUGCGUGGCUGUAACUUUCUUUACCCACUUUUUUUACCUGUCUUUGUUUUUCUGGAUGCUAACAAUGGGACUCAUUCUCUUUUACCGCCUUGUCUACGUUUUACACGACAUGAGCAAAACCAUCAUGAUGACCAUCUCUUUUGUUCUGGGCUACGGUUGCCCUCUCGUUAUUUCAGUGAUCACGGUGGCAAGUACCCAACCCUUUAAAACAUAUACUGCAGACGAAGCAUGUUGGCUCAACACCAAGACGAGCAAUGCGUUCAUUGCGUUUGUCGUACCCGCUUUAAUCAUACUGCUUGUGAACACCCUCAUUGUUCUUGUGGUUGUCGUUAAAAUUCUAAGACCUUCCAUAGGAGACAAACCGAAAAAGGAGGAGAAGAGCGCGUUAAAUAACAUUCUAAAAUGCAUAGUCAUCUUAACGCCUCUGCUGGGGCUUACAUGGGGCUUUGGCAUCGGAACAUUGAGCGUUAACAAGGCUUGGAUCCAUGGCAUUUUUGCUGGAUUGAACUCCCUUCAGGGUCUAUUUAUUCUGCUGUUUGGAUGUUUGUUGGACAAAAAGGUACGAGAGGCCCUACUGAACAAAUUCUCACUGACCAGAUGGGUUUCACAACAGACCAGGAGCACCAAUACCAAUUCAUCAGAUUCACCGUUCUCUAAAGGAAACGUUACCAAAGUGGGCAGCCGCAAAGGAAUCAUCAACCCGUUUGGUAAAAAAGGAGCUUACAACAUUUCUUCUGCACAGCUGAGUUCUUCGAGUGACAUGGCGUCAAACUCCUAUUCUAUACUCAACUGAC